This is a messenger RNA of Pedinophyceae sp. YPF-701, 2469 nucleotides long. The record is from the annotation of a GenBank genome assembly. Lineage: Eukaryota; Viridiplantae; Chlorophyta; Pedinophyceae.
AUGUCGGCAGGACUCGAGGCAUUCGCCUCUGAGGACGACCUGGCCUGGGCAGCGCCCGCAGAAGGUGGUGGCGAGGACCUGCCGCCCAUGGACCCCGCGCCGCAGGCCGAGGACGGCGACGCGGAGGACCUCCACGACCUCCUGAUCAGCAGGGACGGCGACGCGGACGAGGCGCCCGGCGAGGACGUCGGCGACCCUCCCCAGGAGCCGCAGGAGGCGGACCUGGGAGAGGAGAGCGGGUUGGGCUGGCUGCGCGACGACAGCGCGGGGCAGGCCGACGACGGCGAGCCGGCGGCCGAAGAGUCCGACCCGGCGUCGGAGCAGGUCGUUCGGGACGCGGCACCCGCGCCCCCGGGCGAGCCCGAGGAGGCGGAUGCACUCCCCGGGCUGGACGUCGGGGCGAACGACGCUGCGGAAGGCGACGGGGGCGUCGAGUCACCCGCCGCGCCGUCGCCGCCCGGCGCGCCCUCUUCGUCGGCCGCAGACCCGCCGUCCGACGCCCCGCCCGCUCAGGACGCGCGCAGCAGUCCAGAAGCUGCAAUGCAGCCGGACAGCGCUCCGGCAGAGCCCCAAGGCGCUGUCGAGGAGCCGGAUGGCGCCGCGGAGGAGCCGCGAGGUGCUGCAGGGGGGUCGGACGGCGUCGCGGAGGAGCCGAACGACAUUGCUGCUACAGGGGAGCCCGGCGCUGCGGAGGAGCCGGAAGACACCGCAGCUGCCCAGCCGCACGCGGAGCCGGCCGGCGCCGCGCCGUCGUCUGGGAAGCCUGGCGGCAGCUCGGCCGGCGGCGGCGACUCCCCCGCAAAGGAGGACGACAACCUCCUGGCGAUUCUGGGCUUCGGCAGCGGCAAGGCGCCCGCCGACAGCCCGCCCGCGGCCAGCGCGCCCCAAGCCAGCCCUGCUCCGGAGUCGCCGGCGAGACAGUCGCCGACUGCGCCCGCGCCCACUGCCAGCGAGUCGCCGCGGAUUGCGUCUGGCGCCCGGAAGGCGGGCAGCAAGGGCAGCAGCGGCAGGUCCAGCAGAGCAGCCGCGGCGGCGGCGGCGGCGGGCCACGGCGCGUCCCCGCGGCUGUCGGGCAAGUCGGGCCCCGGAGCACUGAACGCCGAGGCCUCGCAGUCGAGUGUCGGGACCUCGACGUUCUUCGGGGGCGCGGAGGACAUCACGGACAUCUACCGGACGCUGCGAUCGAGCGGCGGGUGGCAGCCGGUGCCGGAGCGCGCGCAGGGGACCGUGCGGAAGGGCAUGUCGCGCCUGGGCCUGCUGGGAAGCGCCCCCGCACCGGCGGCGCACGAGGCGGCGCUGCCGGAGAACAUCGAGCUGGACUCCGACAUCAUACCCUCGGACAAGGCGGAGUCGGAGAAGGAGAUACCGCGCGGCCUGGACAGCGCGCGGCGGCGCCGCAUGUACGCCGACGUGGGCAAGAGCCCGCACCGCCCGCACGAGCCGACAUUCGACAGUACGCAGUACAGUGAGCCCGUGGUGCUCACCUCCGACACGAGCCGCCGUCCCGCGAGCGCGAGAGUCAAGACCAAGAAGGCGAACGACGUUCUCAGGGGCAUCUCCAUGCCGUUCCUGCCGCACUUCACGCCCGGUCCCGGGGCGUACGAUGUCACGGGGCGGACGCGCUUCGGCAUGCCGUCGAAGGUGGCCACCAAGUUCACCACCAGCGGGCGCAUCCUGGACAAGGAGCUCUCGCAGUUCAACGAGAGCCCCGGCCCGAUCUACAAGCACACGCACCCGGAGGCCAUCGCGGUGCACCGCACGUGCCCGCGCUUUGCGUUCGGGUCCGACGCCAAGGGCGCGCGCUACUCGGUCAAGCGCACCGUCAUGUACAACCGGUUCUCCAACGGACCCAUGUACAACCCCGGACCCGCGUACGGACAGGACAUGGGCCGCACGGGCUCCAAGCUCCUCCACGGCCCGAGGUUCACCAUGCCCAAGUCCGCGCACACCGCCCCUCACGAGUCGGUCUCAGGCACCAGGUACCUCGGCCCGGGCCACGAGCGCGAGAACCUCGGAGUGCACUCCCCCGGCCCGGGGACGUACCAGGUGCCCGAGCGCCCGAACACGUCGCUGCACGAGGGCAGCGUGGCGUUCACGAUGCGGCCGAAGGGCCAGCCGCAGAUGGACGCGGACGUGGCCCGGCUGGCGAGCAGUUCGCCCGGUCCGAAGUACAUGCACCAGGUGCACUACAAGAAGCUGGACCGGCCGCUGGGGCAGAACGAGCGGCACCGGUACACGUUCGGGAAGGGCCAGCUGCGCGACCGGCCGUACGAGCGCCUGUCCGCGUCGGUGUACAUCUCGGAGCACCACUCGGCGGUGUCCAACUACGGGCUGCACUCCCCCGGGCCCAAGUACAACCCGGACAAGAGCCAGAGGGCCGUGCCGCCGCCGCACGUGCCCUCGCCGGCGUUCUCGAUGUCCGGACCCCUCGACCGCUUCUACACCAGGGCGCAGCCCGGGAGGAUGUGA